AUGUCUGAGUCUAUGGCCACGUUCCAGAACGCAUUCUACAUCGGAAACAACUUCAACGCCAUCCUUUAUGGGGUGGAGCUCGUGUUGUACUCUAUGACGGUGCGCGCGAUGUUCGGCAAGAAGACGAGACAAACGCGCUCGAGCAGGUCGAACGCGUUCUUCCUGUUCUUCAGCACCGCGCUCCUCUGUCUGAACACCGUCUUCGUCGCCACCGAGGCCGUGUUCGGCGAGGAAAUGUGGAUCGUGAACAAGGACUACCCCGGCGGACAGGACGCGUACCUCAACGACUUCGCCGCGGUGUGGUACCAGACGUUCGGCACCGCCGCGUCCAUUGCGCUCAACCUGCUGAGCGACGGCCUUCUUAUAUACCGAUGCUUUGUCGUAUGGAAUGACAUCCGCGUGGUAUUAUUCCCAAUCGUCCUGUACCUCGGCACAUUCUCGGUCGGCAUCGCACAGCUCAUCGAGUCGGGGAAACCACAAUCCAGCUACUUCCUGGGGCUCGCGCACACGCUCGGCGUCUCCUACACCUCCUGCGUGAUCAGCCUGAACCUGAUCGUCUCCGGGCUCAUCUGCGGGCGCAUCGUCUACAAGGGGCGCACCAUCGCGCGCCACAUCGGCUUCGACGUCGGGCGCGACUACGUGACCGCGGCGGCCAUUCUGGUCGAGAGCGCGGCGCUGUACGCGCUCACGGGUGUCGCGUACGUCGUCGCGUUCGCGCUCAACAGCCAGCUCGAGAUCUUCUUCCUCUCGAUAUAUGUGAUGAUGACGUGCAUCGCCCCGCAGAUGAUUAUCCUGCGCGUCGUGCGCGGGCGCGCGUGGACGCGCAACACGUCCGCGAUGACAGACACGAACCUCGAGUUCACAAAGUCCGCGCAGGCGGCGACCGAGACGCAGCUCGAGUUUGGCGCGAGCACCGAGGAUGUGGAAAGAAAACACGCGGAGUUCGUCGCCACGCAGCAGUCGAACGCGUCCACUGUGGAUGUGGUAUAG
Molecule: messenger RNA, 990 nt
Organism: Trametes versicolor FP-101664 SS1
Lineage: Eukaryota; Fungi; Basidiomycota; Agaricomycetes; Polyporales; Polyporaceae
Exons: 5
Coding region: 1-990 (329 amino acids)
Source: RefSeq, a predicted model, not a curated record